Scaptodrosophila lebanonensis is the source of this 5075-nucleotide messenger RNA. RefSeq names its product WAS/WASL-interacting protein family member 2 (gene Vrp1). The coding region runs from base 574 to 2961 and encodes 795 amino acids. The transcript is spliced from 10 exons. Lineage: Eukaryota; Metazoa; Arthropoda; Insecta; Diptera; Drosophilidae. The record is from RefSeq and is a predicted model, not a curated record. Gene Ontology annotation, molecular function: actin binding.
UGUGUGUAAAAUGAAAAUUGUAAAUUGUUAAGUUAUUUGUUCAUCGUUAAUAUUUCGGCAUUUUACAAGGAAAUUGUUUGAAACACCACAACACCGAGUAAUCCUCGGUCGAACACGCGCCGCGCAUGGCCUUACAAUAAACGCGCUUCGAUCAAAAUUUUGGGCAGCGCAAGUGUCCGUGCCCCAUACAAAUUCUACGCAUAAUUUCGCCAAAAAAGUGACCAACGGCAGCAGCAGCACUUGCGCGCAUAUCACACCCGCCGCCCCACAACCCUAAAUUGCCAGCUUAACAACAAUUGGCAAUGCCUGCUACGUUGCAAUUAUUAUAGUUGCUGAUGGUUUGCUAAUCCGAGUUGAGUGCAAGUGCAAAAAAAAUUGAGCUAACACCACCAAGUGUCUUAUUUUGGGCUUUCGCCGCUUUCCGCACAAUCACACCCACAAUAACAAAGACAUAUCUAGCCAGGCCUGGUUUAAACGCCAGUCCAGAAUUUCUUAACGCAUCAAAAACAACAAUUGCUAAAACAACAACUAUAGUCAUUGAAGCAACAAUCUCAGCGAGUGACGCGCUUCAAGAUGGCCAUACCGCCUCCCCCUGGACCACCACCGCCGCCAGGACCGCCUCCGCCGCCUGCCAUGGGCGGUCUAAAGUUGGGUGGUAGUGGCGGUGGUGCUGAUGUUCGCUCUGCCCUUCUCAGCUCCAUACAGAAGGGUACCAAGCUGCGCAAGACCACGACCGUGGACAAAAGUGGACCAGCGCUGUCGGGCCGCGUGUGUGGAGCCGAGGGCGGCAAAGGUACGACGACGGCGCCCAAACGCACCGUCAAUAAUAACACGAGCAGUAACAACAACAACAAUAGCAUUGGCACUGGCAAUGGUGGGUCCAAAUUGGGCGGCCUAUUCGAAGGCCUGUCCGAGAUGCCAAGACUGAAGCCCGUGAAUGGCUGUCGCGCGCCCGCAGCAGCAGCCACAACAACAACAACGAAUCACACAACGAACGCAGCGCGCAGUAAUAGCCCCCCCACCGCUGUGAGCAACAGCAGCUCUAGCAGCAAUGGUCCCAUGGACUUUAACACUGAGCUCACCAAGCAUUUAACAUUGAAGCGUCAAAAGCAGCAGCAACAACAGCAACAACAACAACAACAAACAUCUAGCACACAUAUCAAUGCAACCGAAGCAAAUUUGAGAACAAAUCGUGGGCCACCACCGCAGCCACCAAAGCAAAACUCCAGCGAUUCGAUAUUGGACCGCAUGAACAUUUCCCGCACGGAGCCCACGAACACAACAGCCACAGCCAAAUCCGCAUCGCCCACGCUUUCGGAGAGCGGUAGCAGCACGAGCAUUAGUAGCGGCAGCGUCCGAAGCAAAGCGGCCAAUCUAAAUAUCUCGUUAGGCAAUAAUUUUGUAAAUAGUUCGAUUUCAAAAACUACAACCACAACAACAACAUCAACAUCUACCAAAACCGCAUUAUCCCCAAGCAAACGCGAUUCCUCAGCGACGGGCUCGCUGCGCAAUUUGGCGCCCAAUAAGUCAACGCUUUUCGGUAGUGGUGGAGGUGGUGUUAGCGGUGGCGGUAGCGGUAGCGGUGGUGCAAAUGCUAAUGUUUUAGAGCAAAAAUCGCCCUCGCUCUCGCCCACGCUGGCCAAGCAACAGCAACAGCCACAGCAGCAGCAACAGCAACAACAACAACAAAAACUAGAAGCACAACAGAAGCCGGCCAUCAACUUUGGCAAGCCUAACUUUGCGCCCAAGCCACCGGGCCUGUCCCUGGCUAAUGGGCAGCAGCGUCCGGCGGUUGCACGACAUCACAGCAUGAAAUCGCCCAGAUCUCCACCCGUGUCCAAUAUUGGCAAUGGAGGCGUCUUUUCAAAUCAACAUUUCGGCACAAUGCGCGCCCCUCUUCAAUCGCAGCUGCAUUUCCAAUCGAACGAGACCAUUAGCAACAUGCGUACAGCACCCAAUCCGCCAAAGAAUCGGCCAUCGGUUAAACCACCGCCACCACCUACGCCGGCGCGCAGCGUUUCAAACAGCAAUUUGAGCAGCAUCGCCGCGCCGUUUAGCGCCAUCAACACAACCCUGGUGCAGGCCGUGGGCAGCGCAACGACCCAAGCGCCCUCGCCGCCCAUCACCCAACCGCCCUCCAAUUCUUCCUCGACGAGCAGCGUGGCCGCCUUGCGUGAUCAGUUCCGGGUAGGCAGCAUAGCGACGCCAACGACACCGCCGCCACCACCGUCGGCGCUGAGCGCCAGAAGUAACAGCAGCAGCACAACGACAACGCACAGCUCGCCACAGCUGCUCAAGUCAAGCAAGUCAUCUUCAUCAUCAGUGCGCGAUAAGGCACCCAAUCCCAUCAUAUUGAAUGGCGGUCCAGUAAAUCCGCUGCCACUGCCUCCGCAUCGUACAUGCCCCCCGCCUCCGCCACAACGCCAAGCGAGCAAUCGCAAGGUUCCCCCGAAAUCAUGUCCCAGUGCGAUUGUGAAGCGCUGGUUGUGUAAGAAACUUUAUAAGGUGCGCCAGCUGUGCGAACGCGAGCAAAUUCACAGAAGCCAGCUCAAGGUUAUCAAAAUGCUGAUGCUUAACUACAAGCGCAAUGCUGGCUCGCAACAGGCCCCCGUGCCGCCCCAACGACACUCCUCGAUACGAGCUAAUGCGCCAUUGACGCCACCCACGCAGAUGGCCAAUGCUGCCCACAAUUUUGGCAGCAACAGUGGCCUGGCAAACACAACAAGUUCCGCCUCAACAGGGGCAGGGGCGGGUGGAGCAGGAACAGGAUCAGGAGCAGCAACAGCGAAUGCAGUGGGUCGUCUGGUCAUUGAUUUGGAAACGAAAUUCGGCAAAUGUUUUCACAAUGUUACGGAAUUUCCCAAGCCGCCUCCUUUUCUAAAUUUACAAAAAGCCUAUCCUAGUCGCACGCUAAGGGCAACCAAUGCAUUUCCUUUUUUUGCAGGGUAUAUUUCAUAUUGAGAAGCUCAAAUUUGAAUCUAAAUUAAUUGUUAAUUUUACGUAAAAUGCAAGCCAUUCAAUAUAAGGAUAUUGAGGACGAUGCUCGGCCUAUUUGCCUACUAUGUUACAUCUGAAAACUUUUAGCGAUAACUAUUUUAUUAAUGUUGUACAUUAUAUUUGUUCCCUUAUUGUUUUUAUUUUAAAUCUAUCAAGUUUUCGAUAAUGUUCACCUUCUAAUGAAAUAAUAAAUAAAUAAAAAAUCGGUAAAGCCUUAUUGAAUUUUUGAAUAAUAUGAGCUUACGUAAUGAAAUAUACCUUAUAAAUUUUACAAUUAUACAAAUUAAAUAAAGAACUCAAAUUUUCUAAAACAUGUCGAACCAUGUAGGCCCAUAGAGGCGAUCCUUCUCGCUAGGUCAGUUAGCAUCAGUUAUUGAUAUGCACACGUUGGCAAUUUAUAACUUGAUUCGUUCAUUUUUUUUGGUAAAAUUUAUCUAAUUUAUUAUACUGUAGAUAAAUGUUACCAUUCAUUUCUAAGUCAGUGAAUCUCUAUGCACACAUUAACACAGAAAAAAGAAAUGGACAACAUAAUUGAAGGACAAUGUUAAAUGUUUUCUAAACAUAUUCCCUUGCAAGAAUUGUGAAUCCUGUCGUCUUCCUUUGCGCACAAGGCUACAACAAUAUAAGAGCAUACAUAAAAGCAAUUAUAGUAGAUGACGGCUAUAGAAGAGGCAAGAUCAUCAUCUAAAAAUGUUUAGAUCAUAUAGCCGAUAUCUACUGUACAAACAAACAUAAAUAUAUUAAACAAAAACGCGAUUUUACGUGUUCCUGUCAAAGUUACGUUUCGAUUGUUGGAGAGUUUGAAAAAAAAAAAACUAAAAGAAGGGGCCCGUGCCGGUUUUAAUACAGCUGGAUUAACAUCUAAAUCGUAUGCGGUAAACUGAAUCUAAUCAAAUAAAAAGAAACUAUUGUGAAAAGAAUGGUAAAGGAACGGACUAUGAGUUAGAAAUGCUAUUGACUUUAACAGCAACAUGAAAAACCGAGUUCUAAAGUUGUAUAUAUAUUAAACGCAAUUAUUUAAAUUCUAAUUAGCGCACUUUAAGUUUAGUGAAAUUAAAUAAUUACUAACGUAAUGCAACAUUAGGGUAGCUAAGACCCUUAAAUCCCAUUUCAUAUGGGUGUACAAGUAUGUACAUACAUACGAGUAUAAGUGUGUAUUUGUAUAUGAACAAUAUGUGGGCAUCGUCUCUCUAACUAGACUGAAAACUUAUGCGAUUUGUAACCAAUGUUAACCUUAAAGCCGCAUUCAAAUAUUUAUAGUAGCCAAUAGUCAAUAGCCAAUGUCGUACACACAUAUGUACAUUCUACAAGUACGUACUAUCUACAUCCAAAUAGAGAGCACAAAAAUAUUAACUACCAAGGCACGAGGACAAUUAUACGUAUAUCUUUGCUAUUUUUAGUUAGCAAUAAGCCCACAGAAUAGCUUGGAACUUGACACACUUCAACUACAUGAAUGAGAAUUGAGAUAAAUGGGAUAUUUAAUAACACCAAUAUUUGUUUUCAAAAGUGUCUUGCAAUAUUCGCUGCAAAAAGUAGUAUAUGGAUAUUUUCCAAUUUGUAUCCUAUAUUUGCGAGUGAAACUCUCACACUUUGCAACGAUUAGGAGGAUUGUUAUGGUUCAAACGAGAUUCCGAUGUGGAGAUAUUUUAGUGCUUGGUGCCCACCAACAACUGUCACAAACAAGUAGCCCCAAAUAUACACACAAUUGCAACAUUUCACAUUUUCAUCUAUUGGUAUUGAUCUUAUUUGUUUAAUAGAAAAUCGUUGAUCAGUAUUUUGUGAUAAUUUGUAACUAUUCUGAAACAAUUUUAAACGUAAAUCAUAUGUUAAAAGUUUGGCAAUAUCUUAAAUAACAAUAAUAUUCAUUAACAAAUAAAAUCAUUGUUUCAUAAGAGACCACUUUGUUGUUACUAUUGUAUUGUAGUUUUUUCUAUACGGCAUUUUUCGAAGCCAUUAUCGUGUCAUGCAGCGCUAUUCGUUGAUGAAAAUGUAACACAAAUCUUUACAAAAUUCAUUGUCGUUAUCAUAUUGUAUUGUAAUUACAAAACGUGUAUAAAUAAAUUAAAACGCUAAAACAA